GCCCCUGGUCCUGCCCCCGUCCCUGCCCUCGUGGUCGGACUUUUACCUGCCUCGCUCCCUUUGCCGCCUCCCCUUUCUAUAUAUGUGAAACUGAUCCCAGUGGGUUUCCCGCCCCCCCCGGGUAAUAGACGCCAUUCACCUCCGCCAGGCAGAUGGACCCUACGGGACCCUACGAGCUAUUGUCCUCGCGUGCUACUCCUUUGCAACCUCACCUUUCGGAGGAAUACGGGCGCCCCUUGACUGUCUCCUUUUCUCGGGCGAACACGGACGCUGUCAUCGAUUACGACACUAUCUCCUCACAUCCGCAUCCGUGAGAACCUGCGAACUCCAACCACCACGUUUCUAAGACCUCCUGCGCGAACUGCAUGGAGCUGGGACACUGAAGCUGGAAACAAAUAUUGGAAGCCGUGCGAAAGCGAUCGUUGUAAACAUUGAACGUCCUGCCCACAAUUGACGCUGUCAUCGCUACGGGAUAUACAUCAGCAUUAAGGUGCGUUUGGAUUGGGGUCUUUGCUUGUGGCCCUGUUCGUUGGGUUUGAGGGAGUUUGAGGGGGUUUUCGUCGCGGAAACUGCUCUAACAUACGGAUGUACCUUGGAAAAACACUGCAGCUUGGUUUGAUUUGGGCGGUUUCUGCAUUCA
Messenger RNA from Aspergillus heteromorphus CBS 117.55, 640 nucleotides. RefSeq lists its product as uncharacterized. The record is from RefSeq and is a predicted model, not a curated record. The transcript is spliced from 2 exons. The annotation marks the transcript as partial. Lineage: Eukaryota; Fungi; Ascomycota; Eurotiomycetes; Eurotiales; Aspergillaceae.